Molecule: messenger RNA, 2170 nt
Organism: Egretta garzetta (little egret)
Lineage: Eukaryota; Metazoa; Chordata; Aves; Pelecaniformes; Ardeidae
Gene: SLC4A1AP
Product: solute carrier family 4 member 1 adaptor protein
Exons: 14
Coding region: 98-1549 (483 amino acids)
Source: RefSeq, a predicted model, not a curated record
GUAGGGACCCAAAGAGGACCAGGAGUCUGAGUCAGAACUAACUGUGACUCAGCUGAAGGCAUUGCGUAAGCAGCAGCAAGCAAAAUUAGAAAAGACAAUGUUGGGAGAGGACUCUGAUGAGGAAGAUGAAAAAGAGGAAAGAACUGAGAGGAGUCAGAACAGCGAUAUGAGCUGCUCGUGGGGAAUGGGGGAGGAUGCUGAGGAGGAUGAGGUUGAAGAAAACCCUAUUGCUAUUGAUUUUCAGGAUAUACAAGAUGCCUUCUAUAUGAAAGAUCCUAGGAAGGCCUUACAAGGCUUUUUUGACAGAGAAGGAGAAGAGCUAGAAUAUGAAUAUGAUGAUCGUGGGCACAAUAGCUGGCUAUGCAGGAUCAAGUUGCCUGUAGAUGAUGCAUCAGGGAAGCAGCUGGUAGCAGAGGUUCUCCAUUCAGGAAAGAAGAAGGAAGCAAUGAUACAGUGUGCGCUGGAAGCUUGCAGGCUACUCGAUGCUCGGGGAGUACUGAGGCAAGAAGCAGUAUCCCGAAAAAGGAAAUCAAAGAACUGGGAAGAUGAGGAUUUUUAUGACAGUGAUGAUGACACUUUCCUUGAUCGAACUGGUGCUGUAGAAAAGAAACGACUGAACAGAAUGAAAAAAGCUGGUAAAAUAGAAGAAAAACCAGAGACUUAUGACUCCCUGGUCACAAAGCUAAAUGAAGCUGAAAAUGAGCUUUCUGAGAUAACAGAGAAGCUGAAGGCUUCAGGGAAAGUCCAGUCCCAGCCAGCAGCUCAAGAUUCGUUGGAUGAAUUCAUGACUGAAAUAAAAUCAGGAUGCACCUUAGACAGUGUGGCACGAAAGAAGCUUCACUUGCGGACGUUUGAACUGAAGAAAGAGCAACAGAGACUGAAAGGGUUAAUAAAGCUUGUCAAGCCUGCAGAACUGCCUGAGCUGAAGCCCCAGAGUGGGAGUUACAGUCUGGAAGCAGAGAGCAAGCCUAAAAAGAUUACCCUGCCUCUCUUUGGUGCAAUGAAAGGGGGGAGCAAAUUCAAGCUGAAAACUGGAAGCCUGGGGAAGUUGCCUGUUAAGCGUCCAGAUGUCCCUGAAAGCUUGUUAAAAAUGAAAGAUGAUGGACCGGAGGAGGAGGAGGAAGAAGAAGAAACUGAGGAGGAGCAAGAAGUAGAUGCAGUAAACAGCAAAGCAUCAAACCUGGAAAUGAAAAUGACAACAGAGGAAGAAACAAGGAAAGAAACUAAUGGUCCGGAUGAGUCUCCUUGCAAUAACAAGAAUCUAGAAUCCCUUCAGGAUGGGGCUCGUUUUCUGCCUGAGCCAAAGAUACUAAGGAGUAAAUCUCAGAUGGGACCCUCACAAGAGAAAUCUCAAGCAGCUGAGGAAGUACAUAAGGAACCUGAAAAGACAUCUGAGAAAGUUAAGAAAAUCAAUAGCUCAAGCAAGGUCCAACAACCUUUUUUUUCCUCACAGUACCCAGAUGAUGACCCAGACUACUGCAUAUGGAUUCCUCCUGCGGGUCAAAGUGGUGAUGGCAAGACACAUCUUAAUGAAAAAUAUGGCUACUAAGCUUCAAGCUCCCCAGAUUGCUGGAAUACUUGGUAUGGAGUGGACUGGCAAUGGUGAGCAUACACUGUUAUAGAGGUGUAGAAACGCCAAAGAACUGAAGAGGCUGGCACUGCUUAUCUUGAAUCAGAGGGCAACAGAAGAAACAAUGGAAGCAUAUCCUGGAAAAGCUUGUAAUGAAGCCUGUUCUUUUCCUGUCACAACAGAAGAGCAAAGCGCCAUCUUAAUGCAAUUUAAGGCAUGCCUGCUCUUAAUUUAUCAUGGAUAUAGUUUUGAAUGUAUAGUUAGGCUAUGAAAUUCUUCGCCGUCAAAGGUUGUUAGAGCUACAAAUAAAGUGAGGUUCAAAGAGCGAACAGACAUCUUUAUAAAAAGAGGAAGGAUCUUUAUUGGAAAGACCUAGCUCUCUUCCCCAUACCCCAGGGUACAGCAGUGCAGGAAGCCUCUUUCUGCUUCAGCAAUGGCAGGCUCCUCCCAGCAUGAGGCUAGGCCCCACCUCUUCCCAUACUGCCCUGUGAUUGGCUGCUUAAGGUUGACUUCUGAGACUGUCCUACUCAUGUGAUCUCAGAACACCCUCUGAUUGGCUGCCUGUUCCCUUUGGACCAGGAAGUGGUCAAGUAUAACAAC